AUGUCUCACAACAAUUCAUCCAUUUCCACAGCGGCCAACACAUCCAAACGAGGAUUGGGAAACCUCAAGGUUGAGCUCUUGAAUGAGCAGAAACAGGAAAUCAGAGAGGCUUUCUCUCUUUUCGAUAUGAAUAAUGAUGGCUACUUAGACUACCAUGAACUCAAAGUAGCCUUCAGAGCCCUAGGCUUUGAUUUGUCCAAGAGAGAAGUCCUUGACGUGAUACACGAGUACGACACAGACGACCGAAACUUGAUAUCGUACGAAAACUUCUUUCAAUCAGCAGUGGGCGAGAGAAUCGUCAACAGAGAUCCGUUGGACGAAGUGCGUCGUGCAUUCAAACUUUUUGACGAUGAUAAUACAGGGAAGAUAAGUUUAAGAAACUUGAGAAGAGUAGCCAAGGAAUUGGGUGAAAACUUGACCGAUGACGAGUUGAGAGCCAUGAUUGAUGAGUUCGACUUGGACGAAGAUGGAGAAAUAAACGAAGAAGAGUUUAUUAAGAUCUGCACUGAAUAG
This is a messenger RNA of Scheffersomyces stipitis CBS 6054, 513 nucleotides long. RefSeq names its product centrin. The transcript is spliced from 3 exons. Bases 1 to 513 code for a protein of 170 amino acids. Lineage: Eukaryota; Fungi; Ascomycota; Pichiomycetes; Serinales; Debaryomycetaceae. Gene Ontology annotation, molecular function: microtubule binding; calcium ion binding. The record is from RefSeq and is a predicted model, not a curated record. Gene Ontology annotation, biological process: spindle pole body duplication. Gene Ontology annotation, cellular component: microtubule organizing center.